Messenger RNA from Andrographis paniculata, 3136 nucleotides. RefSeq names its product sister chromatid cohesion protein PDS5 homolog C-like. Gene Ontology annotation, biological process: DNA repair; mitotic sister chromatid cohesion. Gene Ontology annotation, cellular component: chromatin; nucleus. The transcript has 13 exons. The coding region runs from base 284 to 2830 and encodes 848 amino acids. The record is from RefSeq and is a predicted model, not a curated record. NCBI's taxonomy places the organism in Eukaryota, Viridiplantae, Streptophyta, Magnoliopsida, Lamiales, Acanthaceae.
UCAUACCCUCUCUUUCGCUCUGGUCUGUGUAGCGCACUGCAGUCUAGGGUUUCAAGAAUUUCUCUCCCCCAAAUCGACCAUUUCAAAUUCCCACCUCUGGCAUGAGGAGAUGGAAUGCACCCUUGUUCUCUAGGUCCGCCUCGCCACUGUUUCGCCAUUUGUUCUCGGGGGGACGUCUCUGCCGUUUGAUUUGAACUGCUGGUUGUUUCGUCUGUGUAUUUUUUUUUUCUUGUUUCGUUUUUGCGUCGAAGAUCCGCCAGUCGAGACUGAAUCAGGGUAAACGAUGCCGACACUUUCCGGGAAAGAACUGGAGGAUAAACUGGCGGCAGCUGGGAACAAUCUGCUUCAGCCUCCCUCUUCGGUCGACGAACUCCUGUCUCUUCUAGAUCAAAUUGAGGAUCUUUUGACGAAAGUGGAGCAGUCACCUGCCAAAUCCAUGCAAACUGCUCUUUCUCCACUGAUGAACGCACUGCUUGUGGAAAAGCUGCUGAAGCAUUCUGAUGCUGAUGUAAAAGUAGGCAUUGCCUCUUGCAUCAGUGAGAUAACCAGAAUAACUGCACCAGAAGCUCCAUAUGAUGAUGACACAAUGAAGGAUGUCUUUCGGUUGAUUGUGUCCUCCUUCGAGCAUUUGUCGGAUACAUCAAACAGAUCACAUGCGAAGAGGACUGCUAUCCUUGAAAUUGUAGCCAAAGUCCGAUCCUGUGUCAUCAUGCUGGAUUUAGAAUGCGACCAGCUGAUUAUUGAAAUGUUUCAACACUUCCUUAAAUCUAUCAGGGAUUAUCAUACUGAAGUUAUUUUUGGAUCCAUGGAGACAAUUAUGAGUCUUGUUUUAGAAGAAAGUGAAGAUAUCUCCCCAGAUCUGCUCAGUCCAAUUUUGUCUACUUUGAAAAAGAACAAUGAGGCUGUUUUGCCAAUUGCAAAGAAAUUGGCUGAAAGAGUUAUUCAGAAUACAGCAGACAAGAUUAGACCCUAUAUGGCACAAGCAGUGAAAUCUCUAGAUGCUUCGGUGGAUGACUUUAGUGAAGUUGUAUCUUCUCUUUUUGGAAAGAAUAGCGAUGUAGAUGGGCAUAGUAAUGACUGCAAUUCCAAAGACCAUGCGAAUGCUAAGGAUGUUGUUGGAGAGACCAAUUCUAAGGAUGAAGACCCAGAUGCAGUUAAAUCUCCAGAGUUAAUUUUAAGGGAUAGAAUCGAUGAGAUGAAUAUUGAAGAAAAGACUGAUGCAAAUUUGUUGAAGGCAGAUGAUUCUAACCAUCAUCUUGAUGCCAAAGCAACAACUGAUACUGAGGUUGCUGAUUGUGUUGCUGAAAAAUCUGUGGAGUCUGAAGAGAAGCGGGAUAAUGCAGAAGCUAAGCAGGAAGCAUGUAAGGAUGAAAGUCCUGGUGAAGAUGCGCAUAUAUCUGAUGCUGAGGCUAAACCAGUUGAAGAGCCCAAAUCUGUGGAUGAAGUAAAAGAAACUCAGCCCCAACCUGAGGCACCUAGGCAUGAGGCUGAAGAUGCAGCAUCGCCAAUCCAGAGCGACAAUAUCCCUGAUGAGAACGAAUCUAAAGAAGAUAGGUUAGAAAAGAAGGAGAAUCCUGUUAGUGGAGAGAAGGCAUCUAAGGAUAAUGCUUCUGAAAAAGCAUCUGAGGAAGAGCAUAUUUCUGUAUCAAAGAAGCGGAGGCGCCCUGGGAAGAAGCAAGCUGCCAAGACUGUUGACAAGGGCAAAACAUUGACUGAUAAAGGUACAUCUAACAAUAAUGAUGGUUGUACAAGUGAGUCAGUGGCAAAAUCACUGGAAGAGACAGAAAAGCUAGGGGAUGCUAGUAAUAAGAUGGAGGAUGGAUCUUCAUUGAGUAAGGAAGUUAGAAAAAAAGGUGGACGUGCGAAAUCUGCACCUGAAAAAGAUGUUCCCAAAUCUUCAGCAAAAGAAGAUCAUAGAAAAGAGACGCCAACUAGUUUAAAAGCAACAAAAGAUCAAGACAUCCAGGAAGAAACUCCAAGAGCGAGCGCCAAGAGAAAGCGAACACCAGGCACCGAAAAAGCAUCAGGGACUAUGGAAUAUGGACAGAACUUGGUAGGUUCAAGCGUUAAAGUUUACUGGCCUGAAGAUAAAAUGUAUUAUGAAGGCGUAGUUGCUUCUUAUAAUUCUGCGAAGAAGCAGCACAAGGUACUUUACGUUGAUGGUGAUGAAGAAAUACUUAAUCUGAAAAAAGAACGCUGGGAAAUUCUUGAAAAGGGCUCGACAUCUGAUGGGGAGCAAGAUGGUGGAAACUCAAAGCGUGAAGCCACUUCUGACAUAAAAUCAAAGAAGAAAGGAAAAGGCAAGACGGAACCAUUGAGCAAGCGUCAAAAGGUGGAUACUUCACCCAAAACAGCAAAAAGCAAACUAAAGGCUGCUGCAACAAAAUCUGGGGGAAAAUCAGCAAAGAACGAUGGCCAAGCAGAGUCAGAGUCCAAACCAAACAACUCAAAGCCGGGGAAAAAGUCUGGAGACGAUGCUGUUAAAUCUAAAGAAAUUUCUCAGAAGCCAAAGGGAAAAUCUCAAGGCGAUGCUCCUAAAACAUCUGGUGGAUCCAAAGGGGAUGAUGAUGAGAAAACUCCAGGUCAGUCGAAACAAGCCAGCCAAAAGUCCUCCAAAACCAAAGGUCGACCCCCAAAGGGUGGCAAAACACCCGGUGGUGGUAAAACAGCAAAAUCCAGUUCGUCUAAGGCGAAGGAAACCGAGCCAAAGGAAGAAUCACCAGAGCCAGAGAAAUCACCGGAACAGGUGAAAGGGAAAUCCACAGACAAUGCAAAAACCCGAGACGGCGAGACCAAGAGUGGGAAAAGGCGAAGAAAAUCGAAUAUAUGAUUCUGAGUAGAAAUGGAAAUGAGCUGAAGAAGAUGAAGUAUGUUGUAUGGCGACGUGUAUACUGUUUUAUGCGCGCAUAGUUUCUCUAGGGUUGGGUGUUGAGUUAGGUGAAGUAUGAUUUAACUCCUGACAUUUAAGAAUGCUGGGUUGCGAUUGUCUCGACGAAGACGAUGAUGAUUAGGUUUUCUAUUAGUUAGGUUGCUCUGCCUGCCUGUGUCUGUGGUUAUGUCUUGUUGAUUUUGCUGCUGCUUACAUACACUUUGUGGCGAAUUAUUUGAAAAAUAUGCCUGUGGCUGUUGAUGGGUU